CGCCGGAGGAAGCGCGGCGGGCAGGCCCCGUGCGCCUCAGCCGGGCGCGGGCGGACCGGGAGGCAGGCGGCAGCGGCGCCGAGGCCGCGGGACGGGCCCCGGGUGGGGAGGAGGGGGACGCGAGGAGGCCGCGCCGAGGCCAGGCGGCGAUCUCGGGGGCCCCGGGGCCCGCGCCGCGCGGCACAGCCCCGACAUGGCCUGCGGAGGGGGCGCGGCCUUCGAGGAGCUGCCGCACGACGGCACGUGUGACGAGUGCGAGCCCGACGAGGCCCCGGGGGCCGAGGAGGUGUGCGGGGAAUGCGGCUUCUGCUACUGCCGCCGCCACGCCGAGGCGCACGGGCGGAAGUUCCCCCGGCACCACCUGGCCGAGUACAUCCACGGCGCCGCCUCGGCCUGGACCCCGGGAGCCCGGCGGGAUGGGGCGGGGGAGAAGGCAGUCGAGGCCCAGGCGGAGGACGCGAAGGCCCUAGAGAGCGAGGCGGGGGAGGAGAGCGAGUCCGAGGAAGACAGCGAGUCCGAGGAGGAGAGCGAGACGGAGGAAGAGAGCGAGGACGAGAGCGAGGAGGGCAGUGAGGAAGAAAUGGAGGACGAGCAGGAGAGCGAAGCGGAGGAGGACAACCAGGAGGAAGGGGAGUCGGAGGCGGAGGGAGAGACGGAGGCAGAGAGCGAAUUUGACCCAGAAAUAGAAAUGGAAGCGGAGAGAGUGGCCAAGAGAAAGUGUCCGGACCACGGGCUCGAUCUGAGUACCUACUGCCAGGAAGAUAAGCAGCUCAUCUGUGUCCUGUGCCCCGUCAUCGGGGCUCACCAGGGCCACCAGCUCUCCACGCUAGACGAAGCCUUCGAAGAACUGAGAAGCAAAGACUCAGGCGGACUGAAGGCGGCUAUGAUAGAGUUGGUGGAAAGACUGAAGUUCAAGAGCUCAGACCCUAAAGUAACCCGGGACCAGAUGAAGGUGUUCAUACAGCAGGAAUUUAAGAAAGUUCAAAAAGUGAUUGCUGAUGAGGAGCAGAAAGCCCUUCAUUUAGUGGACAUCCAGGAAGCAAUGGCCACGGCUCAUGUGACUGAGAUACUGGCAGACAUCCAGUCCCAUAUGGAUCGAUUGAUGACUCAGAUGGCCCAGGCCAAGGAGCAACUUGAUACCUCUAAUGAAUCAGCUGAGCCAAAGGCAGAGCAAAAAUUCCUGGACAAGGUACGAAGUCACCUACCAGUAGACUCUCAAAAAUGGAGGAAAGAUAGCAGACUGACCAGGGACCUUGGGAUUUGAGGAGUCACACAGCAGGCGACGAGGAAGGACCCAGCGGUGCCAGUGAAGAAGAAGACACAUGAAGGCCUGCCAUCCGCAGUGGAAAAUCAUCCCUUCCCCUUGUGUGUAUGUGACGGCAUGUAUGUGACGGCUUCUGAUUCCUGUGAAAGCUGCCCAGCAACAAACGUGCUUCCACCAGAUGCGUCCCCAGGUCCGCAGCAGGCACAUCGCUCUCCAAGGAAGGACCAGUGUUACUGUUACUGACUGUACUUCUCAUUCUCUUGUCAUGGUAGGUCAAGGGAAGGUGCCCCUUUGAUCGACCAGGAGCAAUGAAAGGGUCCUUCGGGUGAUCCCCCGAUGGCUGCUUUGAACUUACUCAGGAAAGCCAGCCCCUGUAAUGCUGUGUACCCAAACAGUGUCACUUCGCUAAGAGGGAUCUGGAGGAGUCUUGAAGGGCAGUCGGAAUUUGUUUCCCUACCUGCUAAUAAGACCCCACUUUAUUCAUGUUGAAGCAUGGAAUAAAUGAGGGAAAAGUAGGGCCGAAUCAACCCCCGUAAUUAGUCUCUAAAAGUCCAUUUAAUACAUCUGUGAAAACGUGGUUUCAUAAAAUAAGAUGGAUGGCUUGAAAACAGAGAAAGAGUUAAAAGUUAGAAAUAUAUAGAGAUAUUUUUAGUACAUGAGGUUAUCCAGGACUUCAGAUUCAUAAUUCAGUGCUGUGGAAAUGAGAAAAAAAAAAAAAAGAAGAAGAUUGAAGAGGUAGAAAGGAAAUGACUUUAAAAAAAGGGGGGGGGUGGGAACCAAAGCGAUCUGAUUAAAAGUUGAAAUCGAAAUCAAUAUUUCUGAACUCAAAUUGCCUGAGUUUCCAAAACGGUCACUAAAGAAUCUGAUGGAACCUGAAUGAUCUGAGUAGAUUCUGAGGUUUUAUGGGUCUUGUCACAACAUGAAAGUCUGGAUGGAAUGUGUAUUACAAACGGGAAUUUGCAGUGUAGGUUUUGCCUCCCUUCCCGCAGCUUAGCCUGAUUUGGCUUAAAUGCAGUGUGGGGAGACGUCUUGGCCCUCUGUGGGGUGCGGAAUGGAGCUCCUCUCCCGGUGGGUACACCUUCCUCUUACUCCAGCGGGGACCCCUCUUCCCUGGGCACUCCCCACUUCUAGGUCAUCUCCCACACCCUGGCUCUCUCCUCCUAGGUAACGUGAGCAGAGACCCACCAUGGUUGGACGCUGGCCUUUCCUAACUCCCAAAUCUCAUUUCCCUUACAACCAAGUAAGCAGUGAUGUACUAGGGAAUACAAAACUGCAAACUAAAAAACAUGCGUCUUCUGAAACAGCAGUUUUACUUAACAAAUGGUUUGGAGUCAGGGAAUGAUGUUAUUUUUAGAUAAAACAAACACAGUUAUAGUAUGAAAUAGAAUGUUUGUAUACAUAAACAGCAAAGAUAAAAUGGAAGACUUCACAGAGAAUUUUUAUUUGCAAGUGGGGUAUGCGUUCCCUCUCCUCUGCUUUUAGUGGUGUUUUGGUGUUCACUUCUGAGAAGUACAAUUGGAGCUACAUCCAAGCAGCCUUAGGGUUCCUGCUGACUCAGGACCUAGACUUCUAGUGCCUCUGAGGCAGAACCAAAGGAGCCUGCACUGGGGGAAAUUCCUCUUUUCCUGUCUGCCUGCCUGCCUGCCUGCCUGCUGUAACCUGUGUACCUAUCACAGAGCUUUAGGGUCAGCUGGUGUGUGUGUGUGCAGGCCGGUUUUGAGGGAGAAACAAUGCUUAUUUACUGUAGGAAUCCUAUUUAUAUCAUUGUUCAGUCCUGUGCAUGCUAUGAAAUGAUUCUUGCCUCGAGGCCAGGAAGCUACCAGGCAUAUAUGCUUCAGGGUUAAGAUUACCCUAGCUCACUAAAUAUGUAAGGACAUUGGGGCUGAGAGUAGUUUGGGCUGUUUUUUUGUUUGUUUGUUUGUUUUAAGUAUUUUUCUCUCGAACUGGUGGCCAACAAAUAGCUAAGACAUUUUCGGUGCUUUACCUUUGUGCCCGCAAAGACUGGAGACUUUGGCAUACCGCUAAUUACGUCCCCCAGCCACACCCAAUGAAACUACCGCUAAAGGAGGACCCGUCACCAUUCUUAAAAGAGUUUAAAAAUCAGAAAAUUAAGAAGACCUUAGGAUUUGGAAGCUUGUGUUGUCUUUCCCCGAUAAUUAUUGUUUAAUCUCCAAGUAGUAGCCUUAUCUUAGCAAUGGACAGAUCAUUGGCUCCUCCAUUCCUGCCCAUAUAUUAUUACUUUAAAUCAAUAUUUGGGAAACCCAGGCAUUUAUGCAGUGGAUAUGAAUGGAAAUAGAAAAAUACAUGCCAGCCUGUCUCCAUAAAUUAUCCUAUCUCUGUAAUCCUCAAGGAAAGCACUUUUGCUUUUACUUAGAAAGGAUUUCAGAUUUGUUUUAUGGGCUCCUGCUGUCUUCAGCACCUGAUAAAACUUUAACCAGGGAAGCAUUGAACACAGCACAGCAGCUUCUGCCCAGGCUCCGGAGUUCCUGCCGGCAGCAUUUAUCCUUUUAAGAACUGGGGUGCUCCCCGCAGUGGCACCGGCUUCCCCAGAGCUGAAGCAUGCCACCCGGCCUUAGGCCCCAGCAUGAGGAGGCUUCCCUCCUCCCACAUCAGUAAGAGUUGCUCAGAAUUGUGUCCUGACCGCCGUAGGGUCCGCAGAAACCCCUAGGGAGAAGUCAUCAGGGAGGCAGGUAAUGAGUGUCUCCAGAAUGAAUUGGGUCCUCACAGCAAUCCCUGGCUCCCUUCUGAAGGCUGGGUAUCUGGAAGCUAAGAGGGGGGUUGUCCUUGGAUUUGAUGUCAUUAAAUCCAGGGCCAUUCCAAGAAUUGCUUGGCGUCUCUGCUCUGACAGCCCAGAAAGAGAAAUGAUUUAAAAUAUUGAGGACCAAAUAUGAGAACCCUGAACUAGAGCCCCAUUUCUCAGAUGAUAAUACAGAUUUGGAGGGCAAGAGUCACUUGCCUUGAGUUGCACAGCUGGGAAGUAUUGGAGCCAGGUUUUGUUCCUGGCUCUUCCUAACUCUGUGUAUGCCUAAAACAUAAAGAAAGAAAAAGGCCGCAGGUUCCGCCACUACAGUCUGACCAUUCCACUGCGGAGUCUUUUUCAGAAUCACAUUUCAUGGCUGUAGUUUGCACUCAGAAAUGGCAUCAAGGUAGCCGUAUUCUUCUACUUUAGCAGAUGCAUUAAGUACACAUUGCUAACUUGAGCCUGCCCCCAGGAGUUGGAGGAGGCCUUUCCUUUUUGGUGCCAUCCCCCAUAAAUAAAGUGUUUUUAGGCCUUCAGGAGCAUGGAACUUCUCAGAAAUAGUAGAAGUGAGGAGUGUUCUGCUCUCUAACUUUAUUUGAAAAUGUCUGCUGCUGCACUGCUGCAGAAAAAGAAAUCUGUGUAUUUUAGAAAACCUCGCCAGUCUGUGUUCUGUGAGGAUGUGAGGAUGUGAGGAUUCAGUCCAGUGAAUAUAUAGACUUUCCUGCUAAUACCUGAUGUAUAUACGUACACACAUGCGCGCACGUGCAAUUCAGUAACUACGGGAAAUUCAAAGCAGCCCCCUCAUUGUCUUGCAUACCGCUGCGGAGGUCUCUGCCAGCCCUGAUGACAAGUGUCACCAGAUCAUUGGAGCUUAGGUGCUUGCUUACAAGAUGCUUACAAGAAGAGCAACUCCUUAGCAAAGGUGGUCAGCUCCUAAAGCAUUGAGCCAAGGUGACAGCCCUGAAGGAAAUUGCACUCCAGCCCUACUCCAAGAUGUCUAAUGAUAUGGGAAAUUUGGAUACCCAGCCAUUUUGGUGACGUGAGAGUCUGUCCACUCCAGUCAGGCCUGAGGGCACGGCUACAGAAUUCAUGACUGGUAGGAGUGGCGGGGCUUAGGAAGUCCUCUCCUCCACCUAUAAAAUAUUCUCUUGCCAAUACCUGAAAUUCCACCUACAUGUAAUAGCUGUUCGACACAUGGUUUUCGAUAAGAAAAUCAGUUGCAUGUAUACUGUGUGCCUAGCACAUCUGGAACUUUCUGUUUAAAAAACAAAUCUGUGUCA
This is a messenger RNA of Hippopotamus amphibius kiboko, 5284 nucleotides long. It is a transcript of the gene TRIM44, whose product is annotated as tripartite motif containing 44. The record is from RefSeq and is a predicted model, not a curated record. Bases 194 to 1264 code for a protein of 356 amino acids. NCBI's taxonomy places the organism in Eukaryota, Metazoa, Chordata, Mammalia, Artiodactyla, Hippopotamidae. Gene Ontology annotation, molecular function: zinc ion binding. The transcript is spliced from 6 exons.